AUGCAGGUCGAGCAUUCCGCAGCGUUGUUUGCAUGCCGAAGAAUUCUGGCAAAGCUAAUCACCACCUUUGAUUUUGCAAAGAAGACGCUGGACGAGAAUAAGUUGAAGGAAUUCAAGCGGAUCCUGAAGCUCAAUGCUGAAAUCAUCCCCACUGUUUUCGAUGACUUCCUGAAGCAUCUCAGGCAAAACAACAGCGAGCGUCGGCUGGCUGUUUUGUUCUUAUCUAAGGAGCUCUUCGAUCGCUCUCAUAUCUUCCGAGUGCAGCUGAUCAAUUCUGUGCAAGAUUUUUUGCUGUACACAGCGGAAACAGACCCUCUCCACCAUGCUCUUCCGCCUCCGAAGGAAGCAGCCAAUACACUGAAGGUGGAAACUCUGAAACUUGUGAAGAUAUGGCACGAGAAGUAUUCAGAAGCCUAUCCGAAACUGGAUUUCCUCAUCCCAUACUUACAGUUUUCAAAAGCUUUCGAUUUCGAGCGCAGCAACGCUCAGCUCCAGGUAGCAUUUCGUGUGCAACUUUUUUUCGAGCAGAACUAUCUUUCUUAUCGCUGCACUGAUGAGCAAGUGGUUCGGGAGCGUUCGAUUGUCGCUGAUGCGCUUGACAUCGAAAGGAGGCGUGCCGAAGAAGCAUCGCGAAAGGAGGACGAGAAGUGUAGGAUUGUGGUGGAGAAAUUGCGUGCGGAACUGCUGGAGCGUCGGGCGGAUGUUGUACGCUGUAUAGAUGAAACGCGACGUGCAGUCGAGCUCCUCGUCCCGCGAUUUGAACUUGCUGAAGCUACUAGCACAACCAGAAUGCAGCGCAUUCGCAGUGACAGUACGGUUCAUGCCUAUGGAGCACUUGACUGUGUAACUGUAACUGUCCCACUGGAAGCUCCUGUGGUGGAUGUGCAUGAAGAAAACGAAGUAAUUGUUGCUUCGUUGGGUGACUGUGUGAAAAUGUUAAACUUUUACGAAAAACUUGUCCGUCGUUGGCUCUCCAAAUUGGCAAAGUAUGGCGGACGCAGCGCGCAGGAGUUAUGCAAAGAAAUGCUCGAUCUAAAAGGGAAGAUAACAGCGGAAUUGGAGAGGUGUCGGGAACUGCAGCUUCCAAAUAAAAGACGACUUUCGGAAGGACUAGAACUCGAUUUUAAAGUGCCGGACGAGGUGCCGGCGUAUAUAAUCGAAAGGACAUUGGAAAAAGAUGAAGCUGAUGCGCCUGGUUGCAGUAAAAGCACUUCUGGCUGCAGUGUUGGCCGGCGACAAGAUGGUGAAAGUGAGAUACCAAUAUUAUCAUUUGGACUUGAUCUCAAGUACUGGGGCGAGGAUGAUGUCGUGCCUGCAGAAGUACCUCGAAACAACGCUGACUGCCACAGAUUUUGGCGACCUUCGGAUGAAAGCUGUUGUACAAGUCGCGACUCGGCAGAAGUCUAUCGUGCUCGUGUCAUUACAUUCGUUGGUCCGGGACUAAAGGCUACUCGGCGCUGCCGUGCGCCACUCAAAAACGGAGAACUGUGCUCCCGUAUGGAUUUUCGGCGUUGCCCUUUGCAUGGAAAUAUUAUUGAUCGCGAUGAGAUGGGCUAUCCGAUAGACGAAAUGAAGCAGACGUCUGGUAAAUCGAAAAAUGAAGUAGAAGAUGACAAAGAGUUUGUCAAGGACGUAGAAGCUGCAGCAGGCGUUGACUUGGGCGGAAACGUGAGGGGAAGAAAGCGGAAACGUCAGAAAAGUGAUUCGAGUGCGCCUGCAGCCAUCCGAGAAAGGCUUAGUAGCAAACUGUUCAACAGAAGUACCAUGAAGCGUGUCUAUGCCACCUGUUGUACAAGUCGCGACUCGGCAGAAGUUUAUCGUGCUCGUGUCAUUACAUUCGUUGGUCCAGGGCUAAAGGCUACCCGGCGCUGCCGUGCGCCACUCAAAAACGGAGAACUGUGCUCCCGUAUGGAUUUCCGGCGUUGCCCUUUGCAUGGAAAUAUUAUUGAUCGCGAUGAGAUGGGCUAUCCGAUAGAGGAAAUGAAGCAUUCAAAAGUUCUUGGAGGUGCCGGCUAUCCGUCGUUCGUUGGUUACGGUUGUUUGCUUUUAGGACGUCUGAGCAAACUGUUCAACAGAAGUACGAUGAAGCGUGUCUAUGCAACACUGGAAAGCAUACAGAAAGCACGAGCGGCCAAAAAGUUUGAGCACCAGUUCAACUAUGCGUUGUCCAGAAUGUGA
Molecule: messenger RNA, 2178 nt
Organism: Gongylonema pulchrum
Lineage: Eukaryota; Metazoa; Nematoda; Chromadorea; Rhabditida; Gongylonematidae
Source: the annotation of a GenBank genome assembly